Molecule: messenger RNA, 906 nt
Organism: Musa acuminata subsp. malaccensis (wild Malaysian banana)
Lineage: Eukaryota; Viridiplantae; Streptophyta; Magnoliopsida; Zingiberales; Musaceae
Product: small ribosomal subunit protein eS24z
Biological process (GO): translation
Cellular component (GO): ribosome
Molecular function (GO): structural constituent of ribosome
Source: RefSeq, a predicted model, not a curated record
CCUGCCGCUUCCCUCCGUCUCUCUCCUGCUUGCCAGCGUCGGUGGCCGCCUCUUUCUCAGGGAAGAAGGAAACGAGAAUGGCGGAUGCGAAGGCGGUCACGAUCCGGACCAGGAAGUUUAUGACCAAUCGUCUCCUCUCCAGGAAGCAAUUCGUCAUUGAUGUGCUUCACCCGGGAAGAGCCAAUGUCUCGAAGGCGGAACUGAAGGAGAAGCUGGCGAAUCUAUACGAGGUGAGGGAUCUGAACACGAUCUUCGUGUUUAAGUUCAGAACGCACUUCGGAGGAGGGAAGUCGACCGGAUUUGGCUUGAUCUAUGAUUCGGUGGAGAAUGCAAAGAAGUAUGAGCCCAAGUACCGGCUCAUCAGGAAUGGGCUUGCUACAAAGGUUGAGAAAUCAAGAAAACAGAUGAAAGAAAGGAAGAACAGGGCAAAGAAAGUUCGCGGAGUCAAGAAGACAAAGGCCGGCGAUGCUGCGAAGGCAGGAAAGAAGAAAUGAAGCAGCUCCUCCAUAUUUCAGACUUAUCGUUCACUUCAAUUUUUGGCUUGGGAUAGCAAAUGGACAUUCAUUACGUGCUCUACAUUUAUGUUCUCUUAAAUUAGAGUUGUGAGAUUUUUCUCCAAAGGUCUGGACUUCAGAAACAUGACAAGUUCUGUGCUUUCUUAGGAUGUUCCUGUUCAUCAUCAGUUCCUUGUCAUCAGGCUUGCAGCACCAUGUCCAUGGGCAUAAUUUAAAUUUGGGAGUUUUGAUUAUAUCCUGUUCUUCCUUGGGUAGGCUUGAUUGAUAAACUGGUGGUGAUAUGUAUUGAGUUUUCAUGAUUUUUCCGGUCUGUUGAAAGAUCAAAGACUUGUAGCAUACUGUGGUUAUCAAAAAAUUGUAAAAUGAAGACAUCAAAACUCAUUGUUUGUAA